Molecule: messenger RNA, 902 nt
Organism: Poeciliopsis prolifica (blackstripe livebearer)
Lineage: Eukaryota; Metazoa; Chordata; Actinopteri; Cyprinodontiformes; Poeciliidae
Gene: fcf1
Product: FCF1 rRNA-processing protein
Exons: 8
Coding region: 109-702 (197 amino acids)
Cellular component (GO): small-subunit processome; nucleolus
Source: RefSeq, a predicted model, not a curated record
CCGGAACGUUUGAACAGAGUGGUCGCUUACUUAUGACGUCAUAGUAUCGACACACGAGGAGAGGAAAGGCAGUUGAUUCCAGAGACGAAAAGCCUGAAACUCAGAAAUAUGGGGAAGCAGAAGACAAAAAAAUUUGCUGCAAUGAAAAGGAUGAUUAAUCUCAGAGAUCAUAGGAUAAAAGAAAAGGACCGUGCUAAACAGAAAGACAAGAAGAAGAAAGAUCCUUCAGAACUUAAGGAGCGGGAAGUCACCAAGUAUCCAUCAUGCAUGUUCUUCCAGUACAACACCCAACUUGGCCCACCAUACCAUAUUCUUGUUGAUACCAAUUUCAUCAACUUUUCCAUUAAAGCCAAGCUGGACAUUGUUCAGUCUAUGAUGGACUGCCUGUAUGCCAAAUGUAUACCCUAUAUCACAGACUGUGUGAUGGCUGAGAUUGAGAAGCUGGGGAUGAAAUACAGAGUGGCUCUCAGGAUAGCUAAGGAUCCACGUUUUGAGCGUCUGCCAUGCGCACAUAAGGGCACAUAUGCUGAUGACUGUUUGGUGCAAAGGGUCACUCAGCACAAGUGUUACAUCCUGGCCACUGUGGACAGAGAUCUGAAGAGAAGAAUCAGAAAGAUACCUGGAGUGCCCAUCAUGUACAUCUCAAAUCACAGGUAUAACAUUGAAAGGAUGCCUGACGACUACGGUGCUCCAAGGUUUUGAUAUUUCUGCCCUGAAGUUAGUCUUGUAAAUAAAUUAAGGAUUCCUACCAACUGUUGUAGUAUAAAUGCAGAUGUGUUCAGAUUUGACUUACAGCUGGAGUGGGUUUGGUAAUAUUUCAGCUUUUCAAAUUGUAUUAUCUCUUGUGACCUUCAAACAUUUUGUUGCAAUUUCAUUUCUGAAUAAAUAAAUCAUUAACUCGG